Messenger RNA from Anoplophora glabripennis (Asian longhorned beetle), 7635 nucleotides. RefSeq names its product fatty acid synthase (gene FASN1). The transcript is spliced from 10 exons. Bases 133 to 7287 code for a protein of 2384 amino acids. Gene Ontology annotation, molecular function: phosphopantetheine binding; oxidoreductase activity; 3-oxoacyl-[acyl-carrier-protein] synthase activity. Gene Ontology annotation, biological process: fatty acid biosynthetic process. Lineage: Eukaryota; Metazoa; Arthropoda; Insecta; Coleoptera; Cerambycidae. The record is from RefSeq and is a predicted model, not a curated record.
UGGAGCAUACGCGCGAAAUUAUUUAUUAAUUAUUUAUAUUAUAAAUUUGGUGCUGUGCUACGUUAUUUUGUGAUAUUACCUAGAAUUUAAAGGAAUACUUACAUAUAAGACGACUAGACUAUAGAGAACAAAAUGCCUGCCAGAGCUCCAGAAACAACAAACGGCCUUAUCGGAAGUGAGUUCAGCGAUGACAUCGUAAUCAGUGGAAUAUCUGGCCGUCUUCCAGAGAGUAACUCCAUCGAAGAAUUCAAGCAACAACUCUUCGAUGGUGUUGACCUGGUGACGGACGACGAAAGACGAUGGCCUUCCGGUUUAUAUGGACUACCUACACGUACUGGAAAAAUAAAAGACUUACAGUAUUUCGACGCUACAUUUUUCGGAGUGCACGCCAAGCAAGCACACGUGAUGGAUCCACAACUACGAAUGCUUUUAGAACUUACACAUGAAGCUCUGGUUGACGCGGGGGUAAAUCCGAGCGCCGCAAAGGGCUCCAGGACUGGAGUAUUCGUAGGAGUAUCAGACAGUGAAUCGUCAGAAUUUUGGACACAGGAUCCUGACCAAGUAAAUGGAUACGGACUGACGGGCUGCUGCCGGGCUAUGUUUCCUAACAGAAUAUCUUAUACUUUCGAUUUUAAUGGGCCAAGUUAUGCAGUGGAUACUGCUUGUUCAAGUAGUUUGUUUGCCUUUCAACAAGCGGUAACAGCCAUAAAGACGGGACAGUGCGAUGCUGCCAUAGUGGCUGGUGUUAACUUGCUUCUUAAACCGACAUCAUCGUUACAGUUCCAUCGUCUUAGCAUGCUUAGUCCGCAAGGCAUGUGCAAGGCAUUUGACUCUUCCGGAAAUGGAUACGUUAGAUCUGAGGCAGCUGUGGUGGUGUACCUCCAAAAAGCAAGUGUAGCUCGGCGAAUUUACGCUACUAUAUUAGGCGCUAGAACUAAUACUGAUGGAAACAAAGAACAAGGAAUCACAUUCCCCUCUGGAGCCAUGCAAAACAAACUAAUUAGGGAAGUUUAUGAAGAAAUUGGUAUUAAACCUCAAGACGUUUCUUAUGUGGAAGCUCACGGAACUGGUACAAAGGUAGGCGAUCCACAAGAAGUAAACUCGAUUGCCGAUUUCUUCUGUAAAAAUCGUACGGAUCCUCUGCUGAUUGGUUCAGUAAAAAGCAAUAUGGGACACUCAGAGCCAGCUUCUGGAUUAUGUUCGUUAGCUAAAAUAGUAAUUGCAAUGGAGGCAGGGAUGAUUCCGCAAAAUCUCCAUUUCGAAUCACCCAAUCAAGAUAUCCCAGCGUUAAACGAUGGUCGUCUCAAAGUCGUUUCCAAGAACGAGCCCUGGAACGGAGGAAUAGUUGGUAUUAACUCUUUUGGUUUUGGAGGAGCCAAUGCCCAUAUUGUACUAAGAUCUAACCCCAAACCUAAAAUACAAUGGCCUACCGGUCCGAUUCCUCGAGUUGUAGGAGUUUCAGGACGAACUGAAGAGGCAGUCAAUAAUUUUUUGAGUAAAAUCGAACAAAACAAAACUGACGAGGAAUUUUUUGCCCUUAUAGACGAAAUUCAUAGCAAAAAUAUCCCAGGACAUGCGUAUCGUGGUUAUGCAGUUUUCAAUGACCCGUCGGUGCGUGAAGUAACUCAGGUUCCCGGAGACAAGAGACCUAUUGCUUUUGUAUUCUCCGGGAUGGGUUCUCAAUGGCCAGGAAUGGCAAAAGAUCUGAUGCAAUUAGACGCUUUUAGAAAUUCUAUCAGGAAAUGUUCUGAUGCUUUAAAACCUCGAGGUGUAAAUCUAGAAGAUAUAAUCAUCAACGGCACUGACAGUACUUUUGAUAAUGUUCUUAACUCAUUUAUAUCGAUCGCUGCUAUGCAAGUUGCAUUAACAGAUGUAUUGAAGUCCGUGGGAAUUGAACCAGAUGUAAUCGUAGGUCAUUCUGUAGGAGAAGUUGGGUGUGCCUAUGCUGAUGCAACGUUAACUGGUGAACAAGCCGUUCUAGCCGCAUACUCAAGAGGUCGUGCGAUUCUAGAAAGCAAAUUAGCUCCAGGUGCAAUGGCGGCAGUUGGUUUAUCAUGGGACGAAGUAAAAAAGAGGUGCCCGCCUGAAAUUUACCCCGCUUGUCAUAACAGCGAAGACAGCGUGACCAUUUCGGGUCCCCCCGCAUCAAUUGAAAAGUUUGUCGAACAGCUUCAGUCAGAAAAUAUAUUCGCCAAAGCUGUAAAAAGUUCCGGUACGGCUUUCCACAGUAAAUACAUUGCCGAUGCAGGUCCUAGGCUACGUAAAGCUUUAGAAGAAAUUAUAUCUAAUCCCAAACCUAGGUCGCCUAAGUGGAUUUCCUCGUCUAUUCCCGAAUCCGCUUGGGGCACUGCGCUUGCCGAGCACAGCUCAGCUGCCUACCAUGUAAACAACCUGUUGUCACCUGUACUGUUCCACGAAGCUUUGAAACAUAUACCAGAGAAUGCAAUCGUCAUCGAAAUUGCGCCUACAGGACUUCUUCAAGCAAUCCUCAAAAGAGCUUUAGGGCCUAAGAGUACCAAUAUUAGUCUUGUCAAACGUGGCCAUCCUGACAACAUUGAGUUCCUGUUAUCGGCUCUUGGAAAGAUAUACAAUGCUGGGGCUCAACCUAGCUUUGGAAAUCUGUUCCAUCCGGUCAGUUUUCCGGUGGGCAAAGGCACUCCUAUGAUAAAUUCAAUGAUUGAAUGGGAUCAUUCCAUCGAAUGGUCCGUUGCAAACUUUUCUGGGAAGGGAUCUCGUUCGGGAGAAUUGGUCGUGGAUAUUGACUUAAGUAAAGAGUCUGACCAGUUUUUAGCCGGUCAUGCCAUUGAUGGUCGUGUCCUAUUUCCAGCAACCGGGUAUCUUACAUUAGUUUGGAAGACUUUCGCUAAGCUAAGAAAUGAGGACUUUGAACAAUUGCCAGUUAUACUUGAGGAUGUACAGUUCCAUCGCGCUACGAUAAUGCCGAAAGAAGGUUCUGUAAAGUUUCUUAUUAACAUAUUUGAAGGAAGUGGGGAAUUUGAAUUAUGCGAAGGAGGUUCUGUCGCGGUAUCCGGUAGAAUAUCUGUACCGGAAGAUGUUUCUAAGGAAGUGUUAAAUCUUCCCACGCCUCGAGUUCCAUCUGAAAAGGAUGUCCUCUCUCUAGAUGCUGCGGAUAUUUACAAAGAACUACGUCUACGAGGGUAUGAUUACGAAGGUAUAUUCCGUGGUAUAGCUGGAUCAGACAACAGAGGCAUUAGUGGACAUUUAAAGUGGGAAAACAACUGGAUUAGUUUCAUUGACACUAUGUUGCAAUUCUCCAUCCUUGGACAAAGUACAAGGGAGCUUUAUCUGCCGACAAGAUUGCAGAGGGCAGUGAUAAAUCCGAAGGAACAUUUAAGUCACAUUCAGAGCCUUAAGGAGGGUGCAACUGUUCCUGUUCACAUGUACCGCAACAUAGGUGUUAUUAAAUCCGCAGGAAUAGAGCUCCGAGGGAUGAAAGCUAGUUUAGCGCCUCGUCGUCAACAAGCGCAAGCGCCGCCAAAACUAGAAAAAUAUCAAUUCACGCCUUAUCAAAAUAACCAGCCACUUUCCGAAGAUCCAGAGAAAAGUAAAAUUCAUGCUCUGACUGCUAUCCUCCAAAUUGUAUUAGAAAAUAGCUCGGGGGCUUUGAAGCUUAAAGUUGCAGAAAUCGGGAACGACAGACCCAUUGAAUCCGUUCUGGCACCAACCAUUACGUCAAUACUCGAAAAAGAACCUAUGCUUUCCGUUGAAUCUACUGUUGUUACACAAGGUCCAGUCGACACUGCUGCUUUGGAAGCCGUGGAUAUCAAACAUGCCGUUCGUGAUAUACUGACAGGUCCUGUCGGUCAGGACCUUCACUUGGUGGUCGGUAGUGAUCUUUUACUGUACAAUAAGAAGAUUGUUAUAGACAAUGCCGUAGCGUCUCUUAAAACCGGAGGGUUUAUACUGCUAGAAGAAGCUAAAGGUCCUGUGGAACCAAACAAGUUUGGGUCUUCCGGCUUGGAAGUAAUAAGUACUCAAGUAACCAGUACAAAAACGUACAUUCUCUUGAGACAACCCGUUCCUAUACCCUCGAAUCCGAGCGUAUUACAAAUAACAGAGAAGAACUUCGCUUGGGUUGGGCCCCUAAAGGAGUUGAUGAAGUUGGCCGAAACUGACGGAAGGAAGAUUUAUUUAUACGUUCAAAACGAGGAACUUACAGGUCUCGUCGGUAUGGUUAACUGCUUAAAACAAGAGCCCGGUGGUUCGGGUAUAAGAGCGUUCUUUAUCCAAGACAGUAACGCACCCAAGUUUUCCAUUAAUGCUUACGAGAGUCAACUUAGGAAGGAUCUCGUUCACAACGUCUUUAAAAAGAAAGUCUGGGGAUCUUUCCGCCAUCUGCUUCUAGACCAGUUUAACGACAGCGGAAAUUUGCAAGUCGAGCAUGCCUACAUCAACACCCUGACUCGGGGGGAUCUAUCCAGCCUCCAUUGGAUUGAAGGACCUUUGGGAUAUUACAAGGGAGAUGCUCCAAACACCGAACUGUGCCACGUUUACUACGCGCCUCUUAACUUCCGCGACAUCAUGUUAGCCACUGGAAAACUCCCGCCAGACGCGCUUCCCGGAGAUCUUGCCGGACAGGAUUGCAUUCUUGGAUUGGAAUUUUCAGGGCGCGAUUCCAGAGGAAAACGGGUCAUGGGUAUGGUAGCAGCUAAAAGCUUGGCCACCACCGUCCUAGCCGACCCGGGCUUUCUGUGGGAAGUUCCUGAGAAAUGGAGUUUGGAGGAAGCCGCGACUAUCCCAGUCGUUUACGGAACUAGUUACUAUGCAUUAGUAGUCAGAGGUGGAAUGAAACCGGGUGAAUCGGUUCUUAUCCAUGCAGGAACAGGUGGUGUAGGGCAGGCAUCAAUCUCUAUUGCCCUUCACAUGGGAUGUACGGUAUUUACCACCGUCAGCAGUCAAGUGAAACGUGAUUUUCUGAAGAAAACAUUCCCUCAAUUAAAAGAUGAAAAUAUAGGGAACUCGCGUGACACUAGCUUUGAACAGCUAGUCUUAUCCCAAACCAAUGGAAAAGGUGUGGAUUUAGUCCUCAACUCAUUAGCAGCUCACCAAUUGCAAGCAUCGGUGAGAUGUUUAGCUAUUGGUGGUCGUUUCCUUGAAAUAGGAAAGGUAGACCUCUCGAAUAACUCACCAUUGGGUAUGAGUGUAUUCCUUAAAAAUACCACAUUCCACGGCAUCUUACUUGAUGCAUUGUUCGACACGGACAGUCCAGAAAAAAGAAAAGUUAUGAACUUGGUCAGUCAAGGUAUCGCGAGUGGAGCUGUCAGACCUUUACCGAAAACCGUUUAUAACGAACACCAGAUAGAGCAAGCAUUCCGUUACAUGGCAUCCGGCAAACAUAUUGGAAAAGUACUCCUAAAAAUACGAGAUGAAGAAAGUCGUAAGACCCAACGCCCGACACCAAAAACUGUCAACGCCAUACCACGUACUUACAUGGACCCUGAAAAGAGUUACGUUUUAGUAGGAGGUCUGGGAGGAUUUGGUUUGGAACUAGCUAAUUGGUUAAUAACGAGAGGCGCUAAAAAUCUAGUUCUCACCUCGAGGAGUGGUAUCAAAACCGGUUACCAAUCUCUCUGCAUCAGGCGCUGGAGAGAACAAGGGGUCUCAGUGCUUGUUUCCACGGCUGAUGCAACAAGCGAGAAAGGGGCAAGGAGACUUCUGGAACAAGCCAACGAAUUAGGACCAAUUGGCGGUAUCUUCAAUUUGGCCGUAGUUUUACGAGAUGCUAUGAUGGAAAAUCAAAGCGAAGGAGAUUUCAAAACGGUCAGCAGACCUAAAGUUGACGGCAGCAAACAACUAGAUGCUGCCUCCAGGGUACUAGCCCCACAUCUAGAUUACUUUGUCAACUUCUCGUCCGUAUCGUGUGGUAGAGGUAACGCCGGUCAAGCCAACUACGGUCUGGCUAAUUCUGCCAUGGAAAGAAUCGCUGAAGCCAGACAAGCUGCUGGACUACCAGGCGUGGCUAUCCAGUGGGGAGCCAUCGGAGACGUAGGUUUAAUUCUCGAAACAAUGGGCGGAAACGACACGGAAGUAGGAGGCACCUUACCACAGAGAAUGUCCUCAUGUCUGGCCACCAUGGACGUAUUUUUACAGCAGCCGAAUGCUGUCGUUGCCAGUAUGGUCCUAGCGGAGAAACGCAAAGGGGCCGGCGGCGGCACUCAGGUUAGUUUGACAGACGCGGUGGCGAAUAUCCUCGGCAUUAAGGAUGCUUCUACUGUCGCAGCUUCGGCUACCCUUGCGGAUUUGGGUAUGGACUCCCUUAUGGGAGCAGAAAUCAAGCAGACCUUAGAACGUAAUUAUGAUUUAGUGUUGAGCGCGCAAGAAAUUAGGGCACUUACUUUCGGCCGUUUGGUUGAACUUGCCAGCGGUGGAAGUGGCACCGCUCCUGCUCCCGCAGAAACUGCUUUAGAUCCGAAAGACAAUAACGUCGCGUAUGACACAACUGGAGAGAUUAUACCUUCAAAAACAGUUGUUCAACUAACGAGUAAAUCAACGGACAGUAAGAAACCUCCCGUAUUUGUGCUACACCCUAUUGAAGGAGUGGUGAAAGCACUAGAGACUCUAGCGAAGAAUAUAGACGUACCCGUCUACGGUCUUCAAUGUACUUCUAAUACACCGCUUGAUAGUAUCGCCGAUCUUGCCAAGUUCUACAUAACUCAGAUCAAAACCGUGCAACCCAAGGGUCCUUACACUUUAAUCGGUUAUUCGUUUGGAGCGUGCGUUGCUUUCGAAAUGGGCGUGUGGUUGGAAAGAAGUAAAGAAGCUGCGACACUUUUACUUUUGGACGGGUCCCCGUCUUACGUCGCCACCCAUACUGGAAAGGCGAGAAGCAAGAUACAAGGAAAUACCGCUAUUGAACAAAGCGAAGUUCUAUUGUUCUUUAUUUUGCAGUUCAAGGAAGUAGAUCAACAAAAGACCAUGGCAGAAUUUACAGCUUUAACGAGUUGGGAGGAAAGGCUUUCUAGGGCGGUACAAAUCUUAUCCGAGGCCAUUCCUUAUCCAGCCGAACAAAUUGCAGCGGCAGCUACCAGUUUCUACGGGAAAUUAAGAGCCGCGGACUCGUAUAAACCGUCGGGAAAAUUCAGUGGAAGAGUAACGUUAGUAAAGGCUAUCGACAAUUACGUGCAACUUGGUGAAGAUUAUGGUUUAUCCGAGAUAUGCAAGCAGAAAGUGAAGAUAGAAGCUUUGGAGGGGAAUCAUCGAAGUAUAUUAAGUGGAAGUAGUGUAGAAAAAAUCGCAAAUAUCCUUCACAGCCUUAUUAGGGUAUAGAUAAACUGGCACUAUAGGCUAUUUAUUUACACGAGUGCAUUCCACGUCAUCACAUCAAAUUUUUUUUAAUUUAGGGGUCCAAAUAUUUUGCAUCUCAUUUUUUGUUAUUUAUAUGUAAAUAUGAAGUAAUUUCAGUUUUAGUAAAUUUAUUUAUUUUUUUAAGUAUGAUUAAGUUAUUUAUAGAAUUGAAUUUUUAUAUGUUGAUACGUUCAACCAAAGAUUUGGUUAUUCAUUUGUUUGUAGCUCUGAUGAUGGGACGGCGUUUGUUGCUUGACGUAUGUUUCAUCGUGACAGUUAAUGUAAUGGUUGUAUAUACAAUACUUAAAGAAUAAAACAUAUUUAUUAUUA